This is a messenger RNA of Erinaceus europaeus (western European hedgehog), 3391 nucleotides long. RefSeq names its product HNF1 homeobox B (gene HNF1B). NCBI's taxonomy places the organism in Eukaryota, Metazoa, Chordata, Mammalia, Eulipotyphla, Erinaceidae. Bases 798 to 2471 code for a protein of 557 amino acids. The record is from RefSeq and is a predicted model, not a curated record. Gene Ontology annotation, cellular component: nucleus. Gene Ontology annotation, molecular function: DNA-binding transcription factor activity, RNA polymerase II-specific; RNA polymerase II cis-regulatory region sequence-specific DNA binding. The transcript has 9 exons. Gene Ontology annotation, biological process: pancreas development; regulation of transcription by RNA polymerase II; positive regulation of DNA-templated transcription.
CCAGUGAGGCCUGGUGUUCUCAGAGAGGUAGGCUAGGUAGAUGUGAAUGGGGUCCCAACCAGCCGCGCUCACUCCGCCUCACAUGUCCCACUACCUCCAGGUCUCAGCAUCUGUGGCACCUCUUUCCCAAGCCGUCAGCUUCUCUGCCACCGCCAAGGGUCUGACUCCCAAGCCUUCCACCUACGUCAGUUGGGAUACUCCUCACAGGAGUUUCUACUCUUCUCGUCUUCCUGCACCUCCUUCUAAGAGGACCCCAACUUCCUCCCAACUCUCACCUGAACCCACAGCGGCCCAGUUUCAGCUCUCCAGACUAUAGCCAGACCUGAAGCCGCUGGGGGAAGCUCCCGGCCUCCAGUCCUAGGCUGCAGGUUUCCCAAGUCCAAAGGUCAACCAAAGUUUGGCUAAUAAACAGAACUGGUCAAAGAAGGUCUCCAGACCCCUCGAGUGAGUACAAUGGACCAGGCAGCCCCCACCUGGGUGUCAGGGUCUCUGGUCUGCCCCUCCAGCGCUCUCUCUCUCUCUCUCUCAGUUUCUCCCCCUCCCCACAGUCAUUUGCAUCUUGCCGAAAGCUGGCCCUCCCCGCUAAUUUGCAUGUCUUAUAUGGCCUAAUGGUGGUGAUCAUGGCAAGUUAGAAGUUUUCUGACUCCUCUCCGAGGAGACUCUGGGACCCCAAGGAGUAACAGGUGUCUGGAGGCUGAAAGGUGGAGGGUUUCUGGAUUUGGGGUCCGCCAGUCAAACUCCCCUCCGCCCCUUUCUCUUGCACCCACCCACCCACCCCCUUUUUCUGUACUUGGAAAAUGGUGUCCAAGCUCACGUCGCUCCAGCAAGAACUCCUGAGCGCCCUGCUGAGCUCCGGGGUCACCAAGGAAGUACUGAUCCAGGCCCUGGAGGAGUUAUUGCCAUCCCCGAAUUUCGGGGUGAAGCUGGAGACGCUGCCCUUGUCCCCCGGGAGCGGGGCCGACCCAGACACCAAACCCGUCUUCCAUACUCUCACGAAUGGCCACGCCAAGGGCCGCCUGUCCGGGGACGAGGGCUCUGAGGACGGGGACGACUAUGACACCCCUCCUAUCCUUAAGGAGCUACAGGCCCUCAACACCGAGGAGGCAGCGGAGCAGCGGGCAGAGGUGGACCGGAUGCUCAGUGAGGACCCCUGGAGGGCUGCCAAAAUGAUCAAGGGCUACAUGCAGCAGCACAAUAUCCCUCAGAGGGAGGUGGUCGAUGUCACAGGUCUGAACCAGUCACACCUCUCCCAGCACCUCAACAAGGGCACGCCAAUGAAGACCCAGAAGCGUGCUGCUCUGUACACCUGGUACGUCCGCAAGCAACGAGAGAUCCUCCGACAAUUCAACCAGACAGUCCAGAGUUCUGGAAAUAUGACAGACAAAAGCAGUCAGGAUCAGCUGCUGUUUCUCUUUCCAGAGUUCAGUCAACAGAGCCAGGGGCCUGGGCAGUCCGAUGAUGCCUGCUCUGAGCCCACCAACAAGAAGAUGCGUCGCAACCGGUUCAAAUGGGGGCCUGCAUCUCAGCAAAUCUUGUACCAGGCCUACGAACGGCAAAAGAACCCCAGCAAGGAAGAGAGGGAGGCCUUAGUGGAGGAAUGCAACAGGGCAGAAUGUCUCCAGCGAGGCGUCUCCCCAUCCAAAGCCCAUGGUCUGGGCUCCAACCUGGUCACUGAGGUUCGUGUCUACAACUGGUUUGCAAACCGUAGGAAAGAGGAGGCAUUCCGGCAGAAGCUGGCCAUGGACGCUUAUACCUCCAACCAGACACACAGCCUGAACCCCUUGCUCUCCCAUGGCUCCCCACACCACCAGCCUAGCACCUCGCCUCCAAACAAGCUGUCAGGUGUGCGCUACAGCCAGCAGGGAAACAAUGAAGUCACUUCCUCCUCAACAAUCAGUCACCAUGGCAACAGCGCCAUGGUAACCAGCCAGUCAGUUUUACAGCAAGUCUCUCCAGCCAGUCUGGACCCUGGCCACAAUCUUCUCUCACCUGAUGGUAAAAUGAUCUCAGUCUCGGGAGGAGGUCUGCCCCCUGUCAGCACCUUGACGAAUAUCCACAGCCUGUCGCACCAUAACCCCCAGCAGUCUCAAAACCUCAUCAUGACACCCCUCUCUGGAGUCAUGGCCAUUGCACAAAGCCUCAACACCUCCCAAGCACAGAGUGUCCCUGUCAUCAACAGCGUGGCAGGAAGCCUGGCAGCCCUUCAGCCCGUCCAGUUCUCCCAGCAGCUGCACAGCCCUCACCAGCAGCCCCUCAUGCAGCAGAGCCCGGGAAGCCACAUGGCCCAACCGCCCUUCAUGGCUGCUGUGACGCAGCUGCAGAAUUCCCACAUGUACACACACAAACAGGAACCCCCCCAGUAUUCCCACACAUCCCGGUUUCCAUCUGCAAUGGUGGUCACAGAUACCAGCAGCAUCAGUACACUCACCAAUAUGUCUUCCAGUAAACAGUGUCCUCUCCAGGCCUGGUGAUGCCCACACAUCAUUGCUCUGUGCAUGACAACAAGGACCCUGUUUUCCAUGCCGCAACCAUCUGGGCAGUUGUCACAGGAAAGCCUGGUGACCUGACAAGCACCUGCGAGAGGUCCCUGCUUACCCAGCACACUGCGGGCGCCUCAGACAAUCCGCUCUGCUUUCCAGAGGUGCAGCCGGAAGCCCAGCUUCCCUUCUAUGCAGUAUUGUCACGAUGCCUCUCCCAGAGUGACCAGUUCUCCCCUCUGUCCUAAGAUGGGAGCCGAGGAACCACGGAAGAGGAAGAAAGAAAGCUGUAGUGUCUACACGCUGUUCCUUCAUCGAACAAACUGAUGUGAAAACUUGAAUCUGUUACUGAAAUGUUGAGGACACAUGCAUUGAACUGAGCCAAACACUCUGUAAAUAUCAACAAACCCCCUCCUCCUACCCCCACCCCAACUAAUCCUGAGAGUUCUUUUAAAGAAGUAAAUUUGUCUAAUGGGUGUAAACUAUAAACUAUUGUAAUUAAGUGCAAUGUUCCUCCCACUUCCUCUCCCCCUCUGCCUUGUAUAUAAUACUAAAGUGCCUAAUUGUUUUCUUUGUAAAGGUCAGAACUGAAUUUUCAAAGUGAUUCACCCUCUUUAACUUCGCCCCACAGAAAUGUCUGAAGUCAGAAGCAAAGCCCCCACCCCCUACCCCUGGCCAGGACAUACCCAGGGACUGUAUAUUUUGGACUGACUGCCAGCUAGCCCCAGUCUUCUAAUGUUAAGGCGCACCUCUGGUGCCCUGAAAAGGGUUGAACAUGGUGCCAGAGUAAUGUUCUAGCUUCUAGUGGAGUUUGGGGUUCAGUGCAUUUCCCCAAGGCAGAGAAAUGGACUUUUUGGUAGCACAAGAAACAAGUUGCCCUUUGAGCAGGCCUCUCAUUAAAACAAUUUAUUUUA